AUGAUCCGCCCACGUCUAAGGGUACCCCGUGUGGGUGUCGUGACCACCAGCAGCAGCAGCAGCAACAUAUCCUUCUUGGGCUCCAGGAGGGCUCUUCACAACGUGCCCAGGCUGCGACACGACUUUUCUGAGAAUGGUGUUCCCAACCUGAUGUCUCCCGGCGGAUUCUCGAUCGCCUGGUCAGACUACAUGACUCUUGCGACGGAGAAGUUGAAUGCCUUGACAGCCGGAACUGAACUCGAAAACAAGGAUACAAAGACGAUAACGCUGAUGACGGCGCGCGAGCCCAACCAAGCCCCCGUCUUCAACUGGGCCUCUAUGGCGCACAACAACCACUUCUUCUUCGACGGCCUGACGCCCGCGCCCACGCCCAUCCCGGACGUCCUCCGCCGUGAGCUGGAAGCCUCCUUCUCCUCCAUGGAGACUCUGAAGCGGGAGUUCAUCGUGACCGCGUCCGCCAUGUUCGGCCCGGGCUUCGUGUGGCUCGUCCGCGCCGGGCCGGGCGACUACCGCCUCCUGCCCACCUAUCUGGCCGGCUCGCCCUAUCCUGGCGCCCACUGGCGCACCCAGUCUACCGACAUGAACACCGUCGGCGCCGGCGGCUCCGCCCGCGCCCACUUCCGCAACCAGCUCUUCGGCGCCAAGCAGCGCACCGGCGAGCUCCCCCCGGGCGGCAUCGACCUCGAACCCCUACUGUGCCUCAACACCUGGGAGCACGCCUGGCUCCUCGACUGGGGCGUCGGAGCCGGAGGCGUCGGCGGGAAGCUCGCCUAUGCUGAGUCCUGGUGGGAGGUCAUCGACUGGGAGGCUGUUGCCCAGAAGGCCGGUGUGCUCCGUCCAGCUUUCAAGGAUGCUGCUGCCUCUGCUUCUGCUGCUUAG
Geosmithia morbida is the source of this 879-nucleotide messenger RNA. RefSeq lists its product as uncharacterized. The coding region runs from base 1 to 879 and encodes 292 amino acids. The transcript is spliced from 2 exons. The record is from RefSeq and is a predicted model, not a curated record. Gene Ontology annotation, biological process: superoxide metabolic process. Gene Ontology annotation, molecular function: superoxide dismutase activity; metal ion binding. Lineage: Eukaryota; Fungi; Ascomycota; Sordariomycetes; Hypocreales; Bionectriaceae.